AGCCCCGAGGCCGGCGGGCUGGUCCCGCGGAGGCGCAGCGCUGCCGCCGAGCAGCACGUCUUCAAGGCACCGGCGCCUCGGGCCUCCUUGUUGGGCCUGGAUGUGCUGGCGGCCCAGAAGCGGCGGGAACGCGAGGAGGAGGCAGCCGGGGGAAAGCAGUCCCGGGUCUCCUCUUACAAGGACUGGGAAGAGGGCCGCGACGAGGCGGGCAGCGCCGAGGAGGAGGACGAGGAGGAGGAGGAAGAGGGGACCGGUCGGAGUGGCCGGAGCGCUCGCAAGGACAGGCAUUACCGUUCCGUCCAUGUGGAAACACCUUCCUACACAGGGGGUGUCAGCGAGGAGUUUUGGGAACGCAACCGGCAGCGGGAAAGGGAGCGUCGGGAACAUGGUGUCUUUGCCUCCUCCAAGGAAGAGAAGGAACGAAAGAAGGGUCGGAGCAGGGAUCGGGACCACGAUCGUAAACGGGACCGUGAAGAGCGGGACAGAAGUCGUCACAGCAGCAGAUCAGAGAGAGAUGGCUUAUCAGAGCGAAGCAGCAGGAGGAGCGAACCAGAGAGUCCCAGACAUCGGCCUAAAGAUGCAGCCACACCGUCUCGCUCCAGCUGGGAGGAAGAUGAUAGUGGGUACAGCAGCACCCGUCGCUCACAGUGGGAAUCUCCCUCCCCUGUGCCUUCCUGUCGAGACUCAGAGCGCAGCCACCGGGCGUCGUCGCUGCGGGACACAGACCGGAGAGACCGGGACAGGUCUGUGAGGAGCAGGUACUCGGAUAAGACGCCCUUGCCCACCCCGUCAUACAAAUACAAUGAGUGGGCUGAUGACCGGAGGCACCUGGGGGCCACGCCACGGCUGUCCAGAGGGAGAGGGCGGCGUGUGGACGGGGAGGAGGGCAUCGCCUUUGAGACAGAGGAGGAGCGGCAGCAGUGGGAGGACGACCAGCGGCAAGCGGAUCGGGACUGGUACAUGAUGGAUGAAGGCUACGAUGAGUUUCACAACCCCUUGGCCUACUCCUCUGAGGAGUACGUGAAGAAGCGGGAGCAGCACUUGCACAAGCAGAGGCAGAAGCGCAUCUCGGCACAGCGGCGGCAGAUCAACGAGGAUAAUGAGCGCUGGGAGACGAAUCGCAUGCUGACCAGUGGUGUGGUUCAUCGGAUUGAAGUGGACGAAGAUUUUGAGGAGGAUAACUCUGCUAAAGUGCAUCUGUUGGUGCACAACCUGGUGCCCCCUUUCCUGGAUGGAAGGAUUGUCUUCACCAAGCAGCCAGAGCCAGUCAUCCCUGUCAAGGAUGCCACCUCAGAUUUGGCCAUCAUAGCCCGGAAAGGUAGCCAGCUGGUGCGCAAGCACAGGGAGCAGAAGGAGCGUAAGAGGGCUCAGCAUAAGCACUGGGAGCUGGCGGGCACAAAACUGGGAGACAUUAUGGGGAUCAAGAAAGAGGAGGAGAAGGAUGAGAUGGUGACAGAAGAUGGCAAAGUGGAUUACAGGACUGAGCAGAAGUUUGCUGAACACAUGAAAGAAAAAAGUGAAGCCAGCAGUGAGUUCGCCAAGAAGAAAUCAAUCCUGGAGCAGAGGCAGUAUCUGCCCAUCUUUGCUGUGCAGCAGGAGCUGCUCUCCAUCCUCAGAGACAACAGCAUCGUGAUUGUGGUGGGGGAGACGGGGAGCGGGAAGACGACCCAGCUGACGCAGUACCUGCACGAGGACGGCUACACGGACUACGGCAUGAUCGGCUGCACGCAGCCGCGCAGGGUGGCUGCCAUGUCAGUCGCCAAGCGGGUCAGCGAGGAGAUGGGGGUGCGCCUGGGCGAGGAGGUGGGCUACGCCAUCCGCUUUGAGGACUGCACGUCCGAGAACACGGUGAUCAAAUACAUGACAGAUGGGAUCCUGCUGCGGGAGUCGCUGCGAGAGGCUGACCUGGACAACUACAGCGCCAUCAUCAUGGACGAGGCGCACGAGCGCUCGCUCAACACCGACGUGCUCUUUGGCCUGCUCCGGGAGGUGGUGGCCCGACGCUCAGAUCUGAAGCUUGUUGUCACCUCGGCCACCAUGGAUGCAGAUAAAUUUGCCUCCUUCUUUGGGAACGUUCCCAUCUUCCACAUUCCUGGGCGUACUUUCCCUGUUGAUAUUCUCUUCAGCAAGACUCCACAAGAGGAUUAUGUGGAGGCUGCAGUGAAACAGGCCCUGCAGGUCCAUUUGUCUGGUGCUCCUGGAGACAUCCUUGUCUUCAUGCCUGGCCAGGAGGACAUAGAGGUGACCUCAGAGCAAAUCGUGGAGCACCUUGAGGAGCUGGAGAAGGCACCUGCUCUGGCUGUACUGCCUAUAUAUUCUCAGCUACCUUCAGACCUGCAGGCCAAGAUCUUCCAGAAGGCCCCGGACGGCAUCAGGAAGUGCAUCGUUGCCACCAACAUUGCAGAGACCUCACUGACAGUGGAUGGCAUCAUGUUUGUCAUUGACUCUGGCUACUGCAAGUUGAAGGUUUUCAACCCACGCAUAGGCAUGGAUGCGCUGCAGAUCUACCCCAUCAGUCAAGCCAAUGCCAACCAGAGGGCAGGCCGAGCUGGCCGAACGGGGCCAGGACACUGCUUCAGGCUCUACACCCAGAGUGCCUACAAGAAUGAGCUGCUGACAACCACGGUGCCCGAGAUCCAGCGCACCAACCUCGCCAACGUCGUGCUUUUGCUGAAGUCCCUGGGUGUGCAGGACCUACUGCAGUUCCACUUCAUGGAUCCGCCCCCCGAGGACAACAUGCUGAACUCCAUGUACCAGCUGUGGAUCCUGGGGGCCCUGGAUAACACAGGUGGCCUGACCUCAACAGGACGUCUCAUGGUAGAGUUCCCGCUGGAUCCUGCGCUCUCCAAAAUGCUCAUUGUCUCCUGCGACAUGGGCUGCAGCUCUGAGAUCUUGCUCAUUGUCUCCAUGUUGUCUGUGCCUGCCAUCUUUUAUCGGCCUAAGGGCCGAGAGGAGGAGAGUGACCAAGUGCGGGAGAAAUUUGCUGUCCCAGAGAGCGAUCACUUGACUUACUUGAAUGUGUAUCUGCAGUGGAAGAACAACAGCUAUUCUACGCUGUGGUGCAACCAGCACUUCAUCCACGCCAAGGCCAUGCGGAAGGUGCGGGAGGUGCGUGCCCAGCUCAAGGACAUUAUGGUGCAGCAGCGGAUGAGCCUGGCGUCCUGUGGGACCGACUGGGACAUUGUUAGGAAGUGCAUCUGUGCUGCCUAUUUCCACCAGGCUGCAAAGCUGAAGGUGAGAGGUGUCUGCUAGCCCAGGGGCCGAGGCCCUGUCUGGGAGCAGCGGGCUGACCACGCUCCCCUCUGCAGGGUAUCGGGGAGUACGUGAACAUCCGCACUGGCAUGCCCUGCCACCUGCACCCCACCAGCUCGCUGUUUGGCAUGGGCUACACGCCAGACUACAUCGUCUAUCAUGAGCUGGUCAUGACCACCAAGGAAUACAUGCAGUGUGUCACUGCCGUGGAUGGAGAGUGGCUGGCGGAGCUGGGCCCCAUGUUCUACAGUAUCAAACAUGCCGGCAAGUCACGCCAGGAGAACCGCCGCCGUGCCAAGGAGGAGGUGUCGGCCAUGGAGGAGGAGAUGGCUUUGGCUGAGGAGCAGCUGCGUGCGCGCCGGGAGGAGCAGGAGCGCCGCAACCCGCUGGGCAGCACGAGAUCUACUAAAAUCUACACCCCUGGGCGGAAGGAACAGGGGGAGCCCCUGACACCACGACGCACGCCAGCCCGCUUUGGCCUCUAAGGCAGUAGCGCCCGCUGCUUUGAGGCUUAAAGACUCCCAGGAGCAGCUGAGUCUUAGGAGAGGGCCCAGCACCUCUGAUCACUGUACUGUGAGGUGCUCUACAGCUUGUGGCCCAGGAAGGCUUUGGUACUUGGCACUAAUUUUGCUACAGAACAGAAAGAAUUUUAUUUGUUUAAAGGUUGUCAGUUUAA
Athene cunicularia (burrowing owl) is the source of this 3928-nucleotide messenger RNA. RefSeq names its product DEAH-box helicase 38 (gene DHX38). Gene Ontology annotation, cellular component: spliceosomal complex; intracellular anatomical structure. Gene Ontology annotation, biological process: mRNA splicing, via spliceosome. Bases 961 to 3252 code for a protein of 763 amino acids. NCBI's taxonomy places the organism in Eukaryota, Metazoa, Chordata, Aves, Strigiformes, Strigidae. The record is from RefSeq and is a predicted model, not a curated record. The transcript has 25 exons. Gene Ontology annotation, molecular function: RNA binding; ATP binding.